Molecule: messenger RNA, 2060 nt
Organism: Cryptotermes secundus
Lineage: Eukaryota; Metazoa; Arthropoda; Insecta; Blattodea; Kalotermitidae
Product: transcription factor HES-1-A
Exons: 3
Coding region: 720-1766 (348 amino acids)
Biological process (GO): anterior/posterior pattern specification; regulation of transcription by RNA polymerase II; regulation of neurogenesis
Cellular component (GO): nucleus
Molecular function (GO): DNA-binding transcription factor activity, RNA polymerase II-specific; RNA polymerase II cis-regulatory region sequence-specific DNA binding; protein dimerization activity
Source: RefSeq, a predicted model, not a curated record
GUCCAGCCCAUAGCCAGUCGCUAUACCGGCUCCUAGAUGCCUUUAGUCGAAUACUAAAUUUUACCUGUUAUCAAGUGUCUCUAUAUUCCUAUUAUUGGGGCCCUUCCACCAUUAUUUCAUUGGGCAUCAUUAUACCUGCGGAGGGGUAGUGCUUCUGUGACGUCAGCAAGGUUGAGCAACCUUGCGACAAUGGAGAGAGGUGGAUCAGGGGGUAAACUGGGAGGUCCGGAGGACCAAUAGUCAGUCGUCGUUUACACACCUCAAUGUAAAGGUGUAGAAGCAAGUUUCCUGCGCGUCUCUUGAUCGGUUUGCCAUUCCUCAUGCACAAUAAGUAACAAGCCUGGAGCGAAUGUUAGCAUUGUUAAAAAAAAUAAUUUGCUAGCUGCGUACACAUCCGUGGGAAAAUUUAUGCUACCUCGUUCUAUAACAUUAUAUUUUAUUGACGGAAACUUUAAACUUUGUGAUUCAUGUUUCAUAAUCGCACGAUAUCUGACUUUGAUGUAAACGCAAACAGUAUCUCCGCAAGUAACAAGCAUAUCUGGACUUCAGCCAUAGCAGGUACACUUGAUUGAAUGUAACUGAAGAAAGUACUCUGUUCGUGUCGAUUUGGUGCGUUCAAGUCUCCAGUCGGUGAAGGAACAGGAACCUGACGUCACGAAAGUGAGGCAGUCGUGACACGCAACAAUACCACGUGUGGGAAUAUAACCUUUUUUUUUCUGAUGUGUGUUUCUCGUGAAAUGGCUGGUUGCUUGGAUGUCGCCUCUACAAAUACGGUUAUGGUGACAAGAAACACUGGCACAGCAACAGAAGAGAGUCGUAAGAUUCGCAAGCCACUGAUGGAGAAGAAGAGACGGGCGAGGAUGAACCAGAGUCUGAACGAACUCAAACAACUGCUCCUGGAUGGAAAUACCAGCAAGAAAGAGAAUUCGAGACCAACCAAACUGGAGAAGGCCGAUAUCUUGGAAAUGGCUGUUCAGCAUUUGCAACGCCUCCACGAGCAGCAGAAACAACAGAAAGAACAAUGCUUGCAACAACAAUGGGCGCCUUCGAAACCUGGAGAUACAUCAUCAUUAGAACAGCAGGAGAAAAAACAUACUCAAGAAUGGCUAGAAACUUACAUAUCCACGAACAAAAUUCAGGUGAAACGUAAUUUUGAACAACUAGAAGACCGUAUCUCACUUAAACGACACAGGUCUUUGUCGGGAGCACCAGAUACAGUUUAUAUGUGUCAGAAACAAUCCAAACAAACGGCGACAACAAAAACAACACAACGAAGUGUGUCAUCUUGCAUGCAGAAAACGUAUUAUGAAGGCUCCGCAAGUCCAAAAUUCCGUGCAGGAUUCAAAGCGUGCGCGCGAGAAGCACGAGAAAUCCUUAACAAUUUUGAUGAUGUGGACCCAGCUGUUAGUGAUAGGUUAGCGGACCACCUGGCAUCGUGUCUCGACUCUCUAGAAAAUAAGAAUGACGUAACGAGCAGUUGCAGCGAUCAGCAGGUUGCAGACAGCACACAGAACACCGCGCCAGAAGUCCGGGUGUUCCCUUCGGCGUCGCCUUCUGCCCUCAUUCAAACUUCGACAGGAUUUACACUACUGCCCACAAAAUUACCAAAUGGGGAUCUUGCCUUUGUCAUUCCUGCUGGGAUUAAGCAGAGUGUAACAUCUCGUCUGAGUAAUGAGUAUGCUAGGAAUUAUAACCCAGACUGUGGAAUUCAGUGUAUUGAGGAAAGCAAGCAUUUGCAAGAAGGCGAGGUAUGGAGACCGUGGUGAGAGAAAUACUUCCUGGAGUAAACAUGACCUGUGAUAACCAUCAAAAUGAUACUUGUUUACAGUUUACAGAAGUUUACAGAAGUGACUGUGGUUCCAAAUAAGUAACUGUAGAAAUACAGAAGUACAAAUUGUAUUGUAUUACUGUACAAGAAGCAAGUGAUAAUUCAGCCAGACGGAACUUUAAUUAGAAUAAUGGUUACAUUCUUACAGUGUAGUUCUUGAAUGGACAUGGUAUUCACUUUGUAGGAUUUGAGGCUUUCACGGCGGUGACUAUGAAGAAAGCAGUCUUCUGGG